This is a messenger RNA of Drosophila biarmipes, 1721 nucleotides long. RefSeq lists its product as uncharacterized. Lineage: Eukaryota; Metazoa; Arthropoda; Insecta; Diptera; Drosophilidae. Bases 960 to 1421 code for a protein of 153 amino acids. The record is from RefSeq and is a predicted model, not a curated record. The transcript has 2 exons.
ACAAUUUAAUAUUCGAUAUUUAGUGUAUGUAUCCAUCCCUAGUCAUUUAUCGGCAAUUUUUCCGAAAAAGGAAUUCGAUCGAAUUUAAGUGACCAAACCGAUCGUCCCCAAAUCCGUCGCCGGUUUCUCUGAAAUCCUUGUAUAAAAUAGUAUAGUGGCUCUUUUAAUACCCAGAAAUUUCAUAAAUUUGUUCAAACGCAAUGGGAAAUUAUGUAGUUUUGUUUAUAAUAGUCACAUUUACGAAAGCAUUUUGGAGAAAGUAAAGUAGAUACAGUAUUAACGCAGGGGGGCAUAUUGGUAAUUCCAAUGUUUGAUUACAUUGGUUUUCUCGGAAAACCAGUCACUCAAUUCUAGAUACCGUUACUCCAGACGGAUCUAAUGCAAACACAAGAUCUUACUUAAUGUGUUUAUUACUGUGUUUAUACGAUGCCGAAUUCACGCUAUCAUUUCACGCUUUCAGCCGUGUGUGUAUAAACGCAAUUGAAUUCGGCAACACACGAAAGUUGACUAUGAUUUCAGCCUGAAAGCGUGAAUUUGUGGUGCGCAACCAACUUAACGCUAUGCCGACCAGGUGGCAACGCUGUGCAUAAAAGUGAAAAUUAAAACGUAAAUUCCGAAAACAAAGGGAAUAACUAAGGAAAAAUCAAUGGAAUCGAAAAGAUCUUUUUGGUCAGCAUCCGAAAUUACGGAGCUGCUUGGCCUGGUGAAGAGGGCAAGCUCGAUAGCAAAACGAAACGCAUCUGAUCUACAAGGGCCUCGCAGAGUCGAACAUGAACAAGACCGGAGAAAAAAAACGUAUUUUGAUGUGAUGUGCGCAGUUAUGCAGUCAGUGGGACUGCAAGUAAGACGUGCGCCCACUUCGACAAGCCUAAGGACAUGUGUGGCACUCGCCCUGUGUCUCAGGCUGUAGGGGUGGACAGAGGGAUUUGUGGCCAUCGACGGCUUCGAUGACCUAGCCAAUGAGGUGUUCAACGAAGCAGAGGAGACAGAGGAAACCUAUGCAGCUGAACUCCUGGUGGAGACAUCCAUGCCUAAGAGCCGCCAAAUUUCUAUUUUCAGACAAAGCAAACGUCGUGCAGAUGAUUCAGAACAUGUCAGACGACAACAAGGAGGCCUUGGACAGGCUGGAGGGGCAGAACCAAGAGUUUCUGGAGGCCCAACGCGAAAUAGAUGCCACCUUUGUGCAGAGCAUGCGCGAGGUUCUGGCGAAGGAUCGGGCCGAGGCCCAGAGAUUCAUAACUAAUAGUGCAUAUUUCAUUUAUUUUGAACUGAUUCUCAAAGGAAAGUUAGAAACAAUGUAUACCUUACGGUGUACCUUAAGAUGGGAUGGAUCGCAUUCUGGAGAUUCCAAUAUUUGGUUGCACUGCCAGUCUGGUGGUUGGUGGCUGGUGGUCUCCCUUCUCAUUUCCACGAAGUUAUGAAGUGUAGCGCAAGAACGCAACAUACGGAACAAAUUUGUAGUUGACAUUCGUAAGUUCUCAAAAAAACAAUUUUAAUUUUUUGGCUCUUGCAUUAGUGCCCAAAAAGCAUAGCUUCUUGGCCUGCUCUUAAAUUUUCACAGUCUAGGUGUCCUCAGGCUGAGAGUCGCUGUUAAAGCCGCGUAAGUCUGCAUCAGCUUCCUGUGAAUUCUGGCUACCAAAAACCGCCUUGCUUUUAAUAAAGCCAUCGACCUUUUGUGCCUCCACUCAGUAACUUUGGAAAUUAAUUUUGCGGUUCUUAUU